Aspergillus viridinutans is the source of this 570-nucleotide messenger RNA. RefSeq names its product DUF967 domain protein. Gene Ontology annotation, biological process: post-translational protein targeting to endoplasmic reticulum membrane. Gene Ontology annotation, cellular component: TRC complex. Bases 1 to 570 code for a protein of 189 amino acids. The transcript has 2 exons. NCBI's taxonomy places the organism in Eukaryota, Fungi, Ascomycota, Eurotiomycetes, Eurotiales, Aspergillaceae. The record is from RefSeq and is a predicted model, not a curated record.
AUGGACAGACCACUCGGCCCAACCAGCACAGACGUCCGCGAGCUCGCCGCCCAAGAAACCUCCUCGGCAGUGAUCUUCCCCUCCUUCACCUCCACAACCGCCUGGUCCCUCGGCCUCGCCCUCCGCGACCGCAUCCUCUCCCUCCCCGCCGACCAGCGCAAACCGGCCCUGAUCUCGAUUUCUCUAAUCGGCGGUUCCGAGCCGCACGUUAUCUUCCAGUGCGCGACGGAACCGGGCACCAUCGCCGAUAAUGAGGUGUGGGUGAGGCGGAAGCGGAACACCGUGCUGCGGUGGGGCGUGUCCAGCUGGUUGAUGCGGAAUAAGAUGCUGGCGAGUACGGGGCUCAGUGCGUCCGAGGUGGAGGAGGCGUUUGUGAAGAAGUACGCGCUCAACAGCUCGAGUGGUGGUGCUGCGGAUGACUAUGCCAUCCACGGCGGUGCGUUCCCUGUUCGGGUCAGGAGCGUUGAUGGUGUGGUGGGCGUCAUUGUUGUCAGUGGGUUGAAGCAGGAGCACGAUCACCAGGUCGUUGUCGAGGUGGUCCGGGAUUACAUUCUCCAGAACAGCCAUUGA